AUGAACUCAAAACUUCACUCGGUCAACUUUUUACUGCUUUUGGGUCUCUCCGCAUUCGUGUCGGAAAUAUCAUCUAGCAAAUCAUCGUGGUGCGAUCCAGAACUGUGCCCAAAUGGAAAGCAGCAUUUGGCUUGUGGAAACAAUGGGCGUUUCACCGAUGCCUGUCCGCAGGAUUCCGUUAUGAUUGAUUUGCGCUCGUAUAAAAAUGAAAUUCUACACGAGCACAAUAAGCGACGCAAUUUCGUCGCACUCGGCGAGUUGCCUGGUUAUUAUCCUGCCUCGCGCAUGGCCACCAUGGUGUGGGAUGAGGAAUUGGCUUUCCUCGCUGCGCUCAAUAUGAAACUGUGCUAUGUGGAGCAUGACGAAUGCAAUAAUACGCCACGUUUUAAGAGUGUUGGGCAAAAUCUCUCGGGCGUCGCCUAUCAAAGGGUGGGCGUCAGCAUUAGUGAAGUGAUCAGCCGUUCGAUGGGCUUGUGGUUUGGCGAAUAUCCUUUGAUCGACAGCAGUUAUAUAUCGAAGUUCCGUGUCUCGUGGAAUUUUGAAAAAUAUGGUCAUUUUGCGGAGUUCGUCGUCGAUCGUAAUACUCACGUCGGCUGUGCCAUGAUUCGUUAUACCAACCCGCAGUUUCCCUUUUUCCACAUCUACAAUAUGGCUUGUAAUUAUGCCAGUAAAUAUGCCAUCGGUGUGCCAGUUUAUAGUAUUGGAGAGCCAGCUUCGGAAUGCCGUACUGGCACAAAUCGUUAUUAUCCUGGUUUAUGCUCAACCAAAGAGAAAUACAAUCCAAACUAUGAAUAA
Molecule: messenger RNA, 795 nt
Organism: Ceratitis capitata (Mediterranean fruit fly)
Lineage: Eukaryota; Metazoa; Arthropoda; Insecta; Diptera; Tephritidae
Product: venom allergen 5-like
Exons: 3
Coding region: 1-795 (264 amino acids)
Source: RefSeq, a predicted model, not a curated record